Molecule: messenger RNA, 1042 nt
Organism: Sinocyclocheilus rhinocerous
Lineage: Eukaryota; Metazoa; Chordata; Actinopteri; Cypriniformes; Cyprinidae
Gene: exosc4
Product: exosome component 4
Exons: 3
Coding region: 103-840 (245 amino acids)
Biological process (GO): nuclear mRNA surveillance; U4 snRNA 3'-end processing; rRNA catabolic process
Cellular component (GO): nucleolus; cytoplasmic exosome (RNase complex); nuclear exosome (RNase complex)
Molecular function (GO): RNA binding
Source: RefSeq, a predicted model, not a curated record
UAGUCCAGCAGGCGGAGGUAUUUACAUUCCGAGACUGAAAUCAACAACAAGAAGAUCAGUGAAGAAGCCAACGCGUGGGGUUUACCGAAUGAACAGUGCUCAAUGGCGGGGCUCGAGUUGCUGUCGGAUCAGGGGUACCGACUCGAUGGACGGAAAGCGUCCGAGCUGCGCAAGGUUCAGGCCCGCACGAGCGUGUUCGCGCAGGCGGACGGAUCCGCGUAUCUGGAGCAGGGCAACACUAAAGCACUGGCCGUGGUGUAUGGACCGCAUGAGACGCGAGGCUCUCGCAGUAAAUCUCUGCACGAUCGUGCAGUCAUUAACUGUCAGUACAGCAUGGCCACGUUCAGCACGGCGGAGAGGAAGAGACGUCCGCACGGAGACCGCAAGUCCAGCGAGAUGAGCCUUCAUCUCAAACAGACUUUUGAGGCUGCGGUGCUCACCGAGCUCUACCCACGAUCACAAAUCGACAUCUACGUUAAGAUUCUGCAGGCAGACGGUGGGAACUACAGUGCUUGUGUGAAUGCUGCUACUCUGGCUCUGGUGGACGCUGGCAUUCCCAUGCGUGACUAUGUGUGCGCCUGCACUGCCGGCUUUGUGGAGGACACGCCGCUGGCCGAUCUGUGUCACGCAGAGGAGAGCGGAGGAGGAACGUCACUGGCGCUGGCCCUGCUGCCCCGCAGCGGAAACAUCGCCCUGCUGCAGAUGGACGCCCGGCUCCACCAGGACCACUUGGAUGCUUUAAUAGAGGCAGCCAUGACGGCGUGUAAAGGUCUCAGCAAAGUCCUGGAUGGCGUUGUGCGUCAGCAUCUAGAAGAGGUUUCAGUUCUGAUCAGAGAUUGAGGAGAGCAGCUUUGAUGGUAAAACAUCCUGUUAACUCCCUGAAACGGACUGUGUUAUCAUUUGUAGAAUGAAGCCUACAUUUGGCUGAAGUGACAGAUUUGAACAACAACAAAAAAAUAUUGAUGAAACGCCAUGUAUAAUUUCGACAAAAAAUUGUUUUGUAACAAUAAAGAUCUCCAUUUUGAAAGAGUUUUCAUGAAAA